UCAGAAUUGCCUAAGGUUGAGAUCAGUGGUGAUCAUACUGCAGCUUUGUUGUAUUCUUCUGGGACAACUGGGGUUAGUAAAGGUGUGGUGUUGAGUCAUAUGAAUUUUAUUGCGGUUUCGCAAAUGUUGACUUCUGAUCAGAGGUUAAUGGGUGGGAAAGAUUAUGUGUUUUUGUGUUUGUUGCCUAUGUUUCAUAUAUUUGAGAAGUAUAGGGUGACUUAUUUGUGGGUUGUUCCGCCGGUUUUUCUUGCGUUGGCUAAGCAGGAAGUGGUGAAUAAGUUUGAUUUGUCGUCGUUGAAGCAGCUCGGGUCGGGUGCUGCGCCUUUAGGGAAGGAGUUGAUGGAGGAGUGUGCUAAGAAGCUGCCUCAUGUUGUGGCUCUUCAGGUGAAUUUCAUGAUCUUAUUUACAGUUUUGUUAGUUGAAAAUUUUGUACUUGUGGUUAGUUAUUUAUGAAGUGGAUCUAUAGUGGAAUUAUUUGGUUAUUUCAAAUGCAUAUAUUUGCACAUGGGUUACAUGGUUAGUUCUGUGAAUGUGUAUGUCCUUUUGGAUUAAUGUUAAAAUC
Molecule: messenger RNA, 562 nt
Organism: Helianthus annuus (common sunflower)
Lineage: Eukaryota; Viridiplantae; Streptophyta; Magnoliopsida; Asterales; Asteraceae
Product: 4-coumarate--CoA ligase-like 7
Exons: 1
Coding region: 100-453 (117 amino acids)
Molecular function (GO): CoA-ligase activity
Source: RefSeq, a predicted model, not a curated record